CGCAGAGAGAGAGAGCGAGUGAGAGAGCGACGGGGAAACCAGAGAGCCGAGCGAAAGAAGGUUAGCCAGCCAGCGGCGAGUGAAGAAAAUGGCGAUCACGCAGGAUGAAUGCCUCCCCUCGUAGAUGCUGCAAACGCUUUGAAUUUCUUUAGCCUUACAGUCGGCUUUCCUUUCCUCUCUGUUGCACUUUAUACUUCAAUGAGAUUUGGAAUUGGAAGCUGUUGCCACCAAAGAAACUGAAGCAUCUUAACAGGGAACACACCCACAGAGGGAAGAACAGUGGAUGGAAGAGAGAGAGAGACGGAGAGUGUGAAAAGGAAGGAGGAUAAGGUACAGGACUGGACAAAAGUGCCAGAGCAUACCAAGUCAAGACAGAGUCCUUAUUCUACUCAACCUCCCUCCUUUUCCCCUCCCCACACAUUGCAUACACGCACACGUACAGUCCUCAGCGAUGCCAAGGGGGGCUGAUCAGCCUGCUGCCCGCUCUGACAAGCCCUGCCUCUUCACCUCAGACCCUUGAGGCUGUGCUCUCUGAGCUCUGACGUUUGACCUCCCCUGUUUCGACCUGGGAUCCAGAGGUCACCUGUUCUCCAGUCAGCCCGGGGACGCCCUCCUGCCCAGCCAGGUGUCACAGCCACCAGCGGCACUUAUAGGCAUGGCUCCCAUUCGGGAUUCCGUCAGCCACUCCCCUAAUCAAACAGGUCUGGAUCAUCCUGGCUUGGAUUCGCAGUAUGAGCCUCCCCCCUGGUCGUCUGGCUCUCCCUGCAGCAGUGACGGCAACAGCAACUGGGGCAAAGCCCUAGUAGACGGAAGCACCGACACCCCCAAUAACCCUUCUUCAACCAGCUCUUCCGUUUGGCCUCCCUCAUCUUUUUCUUGCUCAUCCUCUUCUUCCUCUUCUGGCUGUGGAUCAGGAUCAGACCCCGAGUCGGCAUCAGAAUGCAUGGACGCAGACUCUAGUUCCUCAAUCGGCUCAGAGAGGAAUCUUGCUGCUACAACAGUGAUGAUGAUGUCAGCAAAUGCUUCUUCGUCAUCUGCAACUUCUUCCCCCACCUCUUCUUUGGGGAAUGCUGCCAUGAUGGUCAGCGUUUCAAUGAACGGAGAUGGCAAUGGCAACAGUCAUCAGGUGGUUGGCGCAGGUAUGGAAACCAUCAGCAGUGCAAAUAAUGGAAAUAACAUGUCUGAGCCCUCACAGUACUCCAUGGCUGGGUCCAACAGUAUUGGCAGCAAUAACAUGAGCAACCACAACAACAAGCUUGUCAAUAACGGUGGUGUAUGGGGCACCCCUUCAGGCAGCAAUGUGAUCCCCACUGGCGGAAGCACCCCCUGCAUCAAUGGAGGGUUAAACCCAAACACUUUAAACCCAAAUGCCAACCAUGGUGCCUGGCCACAAAAUUCAAUCCCAAAUCCAGCAUCCCAGGGCCAACGGCCUCCACAGGCUCAGGGGAUAGGUUCCAAACUAGGUAUGGCUCCCCAGCAGGCCCCCUUGCUGGGCUGGGGCGGCAUGGCAGCUCCAGACAACAGCAGUAUGAUGCAAGACACCGAGGUGAAUAAUGGUACAUUAAGCAGCAACAGUGGAAAUGGUGGCCUAAAGCCUACCAACCUUAACACUGAAUCCAAUGGACCAAAUAACACUAUCACAAUGAAUACUACUACUACUACUACUAAUGCCACAAUGACCUCUAGUCCACCAAACUCUACCGCCUCACCCCAACUCAGCGGGGAUUGUUCUUGGGGUUCCAUUGGAGGAGGGACCGGGGGUCCGCUGGCCAAUGGAAACCCCUCGUCAGCACCCCAGCACCCCCAAGGAGAACUGGGGGGCAGUGGGGCAUUCGGUACGCCUUGGGGCGCAGCUACCUACCCUGUAGACAAGGGCCCCCCAAAUGCAGACACUGUGAACCCCCAAAUCCCCUCUACUGCUGCUUAUAAGAGUAAUAAUAACCACAAUAACACUGGGGCCCCACGCUGGGACCAGGGGCCCUCCAACACCCCAAACCAGCCUCAGAGCAACUUGUCCUGUGGCAUUGGCUCAAAUCAAAUCCUUGGCUCUACAGGCCAAACAGCAGGAAAUGGAAACCAAACGACGAUGGGGCCCCCAGCAGCAAUACCUCGCCCCUGGGGGAGCAGCGCGUCCUUGUCCUCAUCGUCGUCUUCCACAACGCCUAGUAACAACCCUUCAGAUGCUGGAAGUCACAAAGGAAGCUCUUCUAACAAUGGCUGGAAAAGCCUGGAGGAUGACGCCAUGGGAAUGGGAGGAGCAGUGGGAGGCAGUGGAAGCCAUGGCUUGGGGAGUGUCACAGGAGGCUGGGGUCGCUCUGGGGGAAGCGAGGGAAGCGGUGAGAGCUCUGGAGGCCGUUCUAGCUCAGACAGAGAGAGCAUCCAGACAAAGGGGGGAAGGAGCAGAAAAAGUCCCAAUCCUGCAUCAGUACUAUCACUUCUGGUCCGGGCUGAAGUGGACCCGAGGGUCCUGUCCAACACUGGAUGGGGACAGACGCCCAUACGGCAGAACACUGCCUGGGAUGUCAAUUCUCCAAAUAACAAUCAGAACCAGGGCACCAGGGGAGAUGAAAGAAAGCUUAGCAGUGGAAGCUCCGGCUGGGGCAAAACGACACCGGCAGCUCCCUCCCAGACAUCUGGAGGCUGGGGUGGUGGGCCAGGCAGCUCAGGCAUAGAUACAGGAAGUUCUGGCUGGGGAGAGCAGAAACCAACUUCUGGCUGGGACAGCAAAAGCCCACUGAAUGGAGGAGCUGGGCAUAGCGGCUGGGAUGAUGGAGCCAGCUGCAAGGGUAAUAACAGCAGCAGCAACACCUGGAGCAACAACAUUAACAAAGAUGACAGAUCCAGUACCUGGAGUAAUACCUCCAAACCACAGCAGGGCUGGGGUUCCAGCAGUGCAAAUGUAAGUGACACCUGGGGUGCCAGUGGAGAAACCACCAGACCAAGCUCCAACAGCCACUGGGGAGAGCCCCAAAAAGGCGCAGGCUCAGUAGGUUGGGAUAGCGACAGUGACCGGUCUGGUUCUGGAUGUUGGAGCGAGCCGAGCCGUACCAACACCAGCAGCAGUAACACCUGGGUGGGGAGCGGUGGAUCAAAUACUCCAGACGUGAGCACUCCAAAUCCAGGCUCCACCUGGGGAGAGCCAGUCCUCAAACCCAAACCUCAGAGUACCACUCAGGGCUGGGCUGAGCCAUCGAAGAACAACACUGGAGCCCAGAACUGGGGUGAGCCCAAUCCUAAGCCCUCUAACGAGUGGGGAAAAGGUCCUGAAUCCAACAUGUCCAGAGGCAGUCAAGGUCAAAACAAGCCCACAGGCUGGCUGGGAGGCCCCAUGCCCACAGUAGGUCAGAAGGAGGAAGUGUCGACUGGGUGGGAAGAGCCUUCUCCAGAGUCCAUCCGCCGAAAAAUGGAGAUCGAUGAUGGAACUGCAGCUUGGGGAGACCCAGCUCAAGUAAAAACACAAAAUCCAAGCAAAUACAGUGGUGGGUCUGUCAACAUGUGGAACAGGACUGGUCAACCAGACCAGGAAGCUGUGGGCCCCUCCCCUCAGCACCAGUCCCACCCAACCCACAUGUCAAUGCAGCAUGUUAACCAGGACAAAAGCUCCGGUUCUGGUUGGGGUGAGCCAUACCCCCAACAGAAGGAAUCCGCAUCAUGGGGGGAGCCUAGUGCUGCUCCGCCUGUGACUGUGGACAACGGGACGUCUGCCUGGGGAAAGCCCAAUGACAAGAGCUACAGUUGGGGUGACGGCAGGGACAGCAGGGAUAGCAGGGAUAGCAGGGAGUCUGGGUCUGGAUGGGGCAGUCAGCAUAAGUCUGCUCCAGGUCCCAAGCGCAUGGACACAUGGUGUAGUGACGAGAUGGGAAAUAGCUGGGACCAGGAAGAGGAAGUGGAGAUCGGCAUGUGGAGCAACAAUCAACAGGACAGCAGAUCCCAUGACCAAGUCACCUGGAACUACAAGCAUAAAAGCUCUACUAAGAUGAACAAACCAGUCAACAAACAGGAUGAUCCCUGGAUGAAACCCUUCAUCGGCCAGUUCAGCAGCAUGAACUUCUCUAGGGACUCCCCUGAUGACUCCAUUAAGACUGGAGCAGGGAUGGUGCAGGACAAGCGUAUGGACAUGGGCAGUAUUGGGGACUUCAAUGGAGUUAUGGGGAAGAAUUCUGGGUCUCGGCACCACCUCCACAAGGACUCCACCAUGGAUCGCAGUUCUUACUAUGACAAGCUUUCACCCUCUGCUUACGAUAUCCCAGCUUCUGAUGAACUCUCCUCCAAUCAAAGCAUGAGCCUUUCCCCCUCCAAUUCUGCUCAGUCUGUCUCUUGUCUCAAUUCUGGGCCGUCUGCUUCCCACUCUAGUUCUGGGGCUGCUGGGCAGAAUGUAAACCCAAUGUUGGGCGGCAACACCGUAGCACAGGGCCGAGGUGGCCCCCAGUCCCAGCCCCCUCCUCAACCCAGUCUUCGUAAUCAAGUGCCUCCACCCAUCCUGCCCGCUCAGGUUCCUUCAUCCCUGUUGAAGUACCCGGGAGGCAAUGGCGGUCUGAACCCUCUGUUUGGCCCUCAGCAGAUGGCUGUUCUCAACCAGCUGUCACAGCUAAACCAGAUCAACCAGAUCAACCAAUUACAGCGUCUUCUCCUCCAGCAGCAACAGCAGAAGGUUCAAAGCCAGAGACCCAUGCCUAUGGGACGUCAGACUGAACAGACACGUCCAAUUGGUUCCUCUCCAUCACCGAUGCAGCCACCACGACACAUGGACCCCUCGCUGCUGAAGCCGGCCGCGCCCCUCAAGCCGUACCUGGAUAACUACAUGUCCCACAGCACCCCUGAGAUGCUGAAGGAUGCUGCCACUCUUGGAUCCUUCAGCAACUUCCCUUUAAACUUGAAUUCUAACCUGAAUGUACCCCUGGACAUGGGUGUUGGUGGUGGUAGUGGUGGUGGAGUGAGCUAUAAAGAGCCACCCCAGUCCAGACUGAAGAAACUUUGGGCUACCGACCCUCCGGAGCAGACCAGCAAACCUGGUGCUAUGUCGUCUGGGCUGCGUCUGGAGGACUCCUCCUUCUAUGACUUAAUUUCUCCUGGCCCCUCUCCCCUGAGUCCUCCCGGCCAAUCAAUGGGCUCGGUGGGUGAUGGCUGGCCACCUCGUGCCAACUCCCCCCCGCCCCAUGGAAACACUGUCACCUGGCCCCCAGAGUUCCGGCCCGGGGAGCCUUGGAAAGGUUACCCCAACAUUGACCCUGAGACUGACCCAUAUGUGACCCCCGGCAGUGUCAUCAACAACCUCUCCAUCAACACCGUCCGCGACACAGACCACCUCAGGGACAGGAACAACGGGCCAUCCUCAUCACUGAACACCACGAUGCCUUCUAACAGUGCCUGGUCAUCCAUUCGUGCCUCCAGCCACAGCGGUUCCCUCACCAGUACAGCACAAAGCACUUCAGCCAGACCCAGUGAGUCAAAGUGGUCUCCCGGCAGCAGUGUGUCAAACUCCUCCCUAGCUCAUGAGCUUUGGAAGGUCCCCCUGCCUCCCAAGGCGCUGUCUGUGGCGGCCCCCUCCAGACCACCGCCUGGCCUCACCAGCCAGAAGCCCAGCCCUGCCUCCUCUGGCUGGGAUGGCUCUGCCCUGAGGCUGGGGGGCUGGAGCACCGCUGAGUCCAGAUACACGCCUGGUUCCAGUUGGGGUGACAGCAGCAGCUCAGGGAGAACCCAGUGGCUCGUUCUGAAAAAUCUCACACCUCAGAUUGACGGCUCUACAUUGAGGACUCUGUGUAUGCAGCACGGCCCUCUGAUCACAUUCCACCUCAACCUGCCACAUGGUAACGCUGUGGUAUGCUACAGCUCCAAGGAUGAGGCCGCUAAGGCCCAGAAGAGCCUGCACAUGUGUGUUUUGGGGAACACUACUAUUCUGGCUGAGUUUGCCAGCGAGGAGGAAAUCAGCCGUUUCUUUGCACAAGGGCAGUCAAUGGCCACUCCCUCCUCUGGCUGGCAGACCCUCGGCUCCUCUCAGAGCAGAAUGGAUCAGUCUCACCCCUUUCCAAGCCGCGCUUCUGAACCCAACCAGUGGAACAGCAGCGACCUUCACAGCUCCUCCCUCUGGGGUGGGCCCAACUAUUCCAGUAGCCUGUGGGGGACCCCCAGUGGCACCGAGGCAGGGAGGAUCAGCAGCCCUUCUCCAAUCACCUCCUUCCUCCCAGUGGAUCACCUGACAGGGGGCGGGGACUCCAUGUGAGCUGCCCGCCAGUGAAACGGGCUCGGGGAAGGGUCAGUAGAGAAUUAUCAAUAAUCAGCAGAAUAGAGACACAAAUGUAGUUCUAUAAAUGCAAUGGCACUAGUUGGACUCCUUCUCAUUUACAAGAUAUUCAACAAAACGGGGUCUCCCCUGUGGAAAACAAGUUACGUUUCUCUCUCUGCACAUAUGUCCACUUUGUUUUAGCCCAAAAACAUAUCAGUCGGAAUACUUGAAUCAUGCAGGCCAAUUCUAUAAUGUGAACGGAUGGAUAUUUGCCUCCAGGUAGUGCUCUUUCAGACCGAAAAAAAGCUUCAAUCGAGCUCAUUAUUAUUAUAUGUAUUUUUUGUUUCUUUCGUCAUGUUUAUUUGAAUU
Molecule: messenger RNA, 6592 nt
Organism: Pundamilia nyererei
Lineage: Eukaryota; Metazoa; Chordata; Actinopteri; Cichliformes; Cichlidae
Product: trinucleotide repeat containing adaptor 6A
Exons: 28
Coding region: 656-6220 (1854 amino acids)
Biological process (GO): miRNA-mediated post-transcriptional gene silencing; positive regulation of nuclear-transcribed mRNA poly(A) tail shortening
Cellular component (GO): nucleoplasm; P-body
Molecular function (GO): nucleic acid binding
Source: RefSeq, a predicted model, not a curated record